AUGUUGAUCCUCCACGAUGAGACCACUCUUUUGCAUGACACGGUUGAGCUACUCGGCGCAAAGUUAAUACCUGCACAAGAAAGCCCAGCACGAAUCAAGGCAAUUGUGGAUGCAGUCAAACACUCUGGAAAUCAUGAGCUUCGAACGAUUUCAGCAAGCGAGGAAGAUCAGAAGACAACGAUUGCGCUUGCUAAAGCCAACCACAAGCCUGAAUACAUUGAGCAUAUUCAGAACGUCUUCAGUCAGUGGCUGAAAGAAGGUCUAGUCGAAGCGCACGAGAGUGUCCUGCCAGAAUGCUUUCGACUACAAAACGUUGCCAAUGCUAAACUUCGGCCACCAAAAGACAUCUAUGCUCGAGCAGGUUACUAUGCUUUCGACAUGAGUACCGGCAUAUCCAAAAACAGCUGGCAAUCCAUCGUUGCAUCUGCCAACCUCGCUGUACAGGCAGCCCUGCUCAUGGCGGAAGCCCCUACCAACAGCAAGAACCCCUUUCAACAAAACUCACCUAAACUGAAAUCUGUCCUCGCUCUCUGCCGCCCACCUGGCCACCACUGCACAGGCUCUCAAGCAGGCGGCUACUGCUACCUUAACAACAUCGCCAUAACAAUCACUACCUUCCGCCAAUUCACUCACUCCCGACGUCUCCGCCGACCAAGCAACCCUAACUUCGCCUCAGUCUCCACCCUCAAAUUCGCCAUCCUAGACCUCGACUUCCACCACGGCAACGGCACCCAAGAGCAAUUCUACAUGGACCCAACAGUCUUCUACACCAGUAUCCACGGCCAAGACGAGUUCCCAUACUACACCGGCGCAGCUUCCGAGCAAGGACCAUCGAGUUCACCGGCUUUCGGCACGAAUCUAAAUCUACCGCUGAAGACAGGCAGCUCGUUCGAGGAGUACUUGGCAAAACUGCAUAUUGCUUUAAGUGCCAUACAGCAAUUUGGCGCGGACCAUUUACUUGUUAGUCUCGGCUUUGAUACAUUUCACACGGAUCCGUUAGGGAAAUUCCAAAUCGAAACACAGGACUACAAGGUCAUGGCGAAGACUGUAAGGGCCAUGCUGAAGAAUUUGCCGGCUGUAAUUUUGCUUGAGGGUGGGUAUGUGGUUGAUCGGUUGGGAGAGAAUCUUUUGAGCUUUCUGGCUGGGUGGGAGGAGGCUGAGGGUGCUUCGUGA
Molecule: messenger RNA, 1173 nt
Organism: Lithohypha guttulata
Lineage: Eukaryota; Fungi; Ascomycota; Eurotiomycetes; Chaetothyriales; Trichomeriaceae
Exons: 1
Coding region: 1-1173 (390 amino acids)
Molecular function (GO): histone deacetylase activity
Source: RefSeq, a predicted model, not a curated record